AUGCAUGAUGUGGAUCAAGAAAACUGGGAAGUCGAUGAAAGCAAUGGGUUAGAAGAGAGCGACAAAGAAAGUGAGCAUGAUGAUGGCCCAUUGUAUGAGUUUGACACAGGAGAGAAGCUUGUGACAGACACUGACUAUGUGUUCUGUCUGGAGACUGUAUUCAUUAUUACAUACUCCACCAUAAACUCCUACAUUCAUACCUCCAAUAUGCUAGAGCCAGAUUAUCGCAUUGGACGAGGUCACACUCUGACCUGCUGGCAAUGCACCUUCAAGACUGCAUGGAAUGAUCUCUCAAAAAGGCAGCCUAGCAGUCACCACUACCACAUGGACAUCCCCAAUUGGACAAGUUGUAUUCUCACCUUGGAAAUCGAGACCACAGCACUGGUAACACCUCAGAUGGUGAUGAUCAAGACCAUGAAGGGACAAGACUGGCUCUCAGCCAAAACAUGCACAGAUGACAUGGACAUUCUUGACAAUGAAACGCCAGUGGACCUUUGGCUGAAUGAAGGCUCGGAUAAAGAAGAAGCUCACUUCCAAAGCAUUGGCAAAUCUCUGGUUGAGGCUGGGGAGAUGGUUCUCCAGCAAGCAGGAAAGGAUCAGGGAAUUUGGAUGCAAGGGAUGACCCGGCAUGAUCUUAUGACCAAGGCAAUGGCGGUCAUUGAAGAUUUUCUGAGAGUAAUGCAUUGGGAUGAACAUAGCAGGCUUGGACAUACUUGGCUAAAAGGUAUCACCAACAAGCUAUCACAUUCUGAAAACUUAUUUACUUACUGCUGUUACAUGAUAUAUCAUUUACUCCCUUUUCCCUUCCCCUCUCCAUUCAACUGUCCUGCUGAGCUCCUCAUUCGACAAGCACCAUCAUUGCCCAGAAAUUUUCAUAAAAUGGCAAUCUCAUGCAGACACAUCAUAGCAAGCCACUGGCUAGCCAAGGCUCUCAAGGUCAUGCCAGGGUUUAUCAUACUUGUUAUUGACACCAACAUCCUCCUUUCUUCCUCUCCGUUGUUGCUAGCCUCAUCCAGUCGAUCCGUUGGACCAUCAUUAUCCCUUAGACUUUCACUGACAUCCAAGGGCAACUACCUCCAAACCCUCUCUGUUCAUGUUGAGAGUAUCAACUUCCAUGAUGAUUCCAACACAGACAAGACCAUGAAUGACUUGAUUCUGUGUUCCACAUCAUGGCAAGCUCAAAAGUUCAUCAAUCACCAGUUAUUCCUUCCUGGACUUCAAAGCAGCAUUAUGAUGCCCAUGCUCCCCAGCCCCAAUCAUGAUCGCAAGUGCCCAUUCUUGCCUGUGUGGCAAUCUCACAGGAAUGUUGCUAAUGGAUUACUAUUGCACAUGUUACCUAGCAUAGGCAGGAUAGCACAGGCAGAGGUGGUGGCAUUGCUAACCACAUUGCUGGUCAUGUCAGCUCAGGAGUGGGCUGUGUCACAUCAUGCUGCCACACAUGAGUGCAAUGUGGAACCACAAGCAUAG
Molecule: messenger RNA, 1467 nt
Organism: Cantharellus anzutake
Lineage: Eukaryota; Fungi; Basidiomycota; Agaricomycetes; Cantharellales; Hydnaceae
Exons: 10
Coding region: 1-1467 (488 amino acids)
Source: RefSeq, a predicted model, not a curated record